CCCAAGAAGAAAUCCCCGGUUAUUUAAUCCAAGUACUAUCGAGUCACGGAUACGCACUGCCCACAGUUUUCAAACUCGGUUGAUCGCUCAAUUAAAAAAAAAUUGGCCCCCUUGACUACCAAAGACGAGCAUCAUGAGCCGAGCUAUUGAAGAGCGCUUCUACAAUGAGCUGAAGGACUCGCCUCGCCCUUACUACCCGUUCCCUGAUUUUGUUAGCCCGCACAUCGAAGAGCUCGUUGCCGAGUAUUACCAAUGGAUUGACAUCGACUGUCGGUUCGAAUCGAAGACUGCUCGUGAUAGGCAUAAGCGACAUCGACUCUCGGAUCUCGCUGCUCGCGGGUUCCCAUGGCUGACGUUGGAGGAGCUUCGCCCUGUGGCACGGUUCACCGCAUUCUUUGCCAUUCUCGAUGACUAUAUGGACCGCAGUAGCCGUGACGAGCUGGGCCAUGUCAAGGAAAAGGUGUCUGCUAUCCUCAACGGCCAAGACAGCAGUGAGCCGGACCAGGGGCUCUACCGUCAGGUCUAUCUAGUCCGACAAGAGGCUCUCGCUUGUGGGAUGCCACAACAUCUGUACCAACAGUGGGUUGACUCUAUCCUGGCGAUGAUGAUGGGAUAUGGGGACGAGAAGAAGCACAACGCGGCUGGCAAACCAGCACCGUUACCGACGUUCAAAGCGAUUCGUCGACAAACCUCUGGGGGCAUUUGCUUUGCCAAGUACCUGUGCAUGCAAAAGAACUACCGUUUCCUCCCCGACCAAGUCCUCCUCGAUCCGAGUAUACUUCGAAUGCACGAGCUCGCCGGGAGCCUCAUCGGUUACCACAACGACUUCAUCUCGCUGCCCAAAGAGCUGGCCCGCAAAGGAGACGUCGUCAACCUCAUCAUUACCGUCCAACACGAGUCCGGGCUGAGCCUGCAAGAUGCCUGUCGGAAGGCGCUUAGGAUACACGACGAGGACCUGGAGGAGUUCAUCCGCCUGCAGAACGGGCUGCCCGACUUUGGACCAAGUCAGCGACUGGCCCAAGAGUACGCGAGAGACCUCGGCAUCAUGUUGCAGGGCGUCUACUCGUGGCACACCAAGAGCACCGGCCGCUAUGUUCCCGGCGCCUACGUUGAGCCCGAGCACGAGAAGAAGAACAGCGGCGCCGGAGCAAAACUUGCAGUUGGGUCUUCGUCUCCGUUCAUGUACGGCCGUGUUGUGCGACCCGCCGCCGAUCGGGUGUGGCAGCCUGUUCGCGCACAGCUACAUGCAUUCGGCUUCCAAGUGUGGCACCUGGGCCUGCUCUGUCUUUUCUUUGGCCUGACCCUCUUCACGGGUUAUCUGUUUACUGGCUGGGGGGACGUGUUGCAUGGCCUGUUACACAAAUGCGGCUGAACGGUGGGAACCAUGCAAUAGAUCUGUUUCAGGUUCAGCGAGGGGUGGUCAUGUUCUUGGCUGGUGAGCCAUAACGAGAACGGGAAAUACUUGUACGCCUCCAACUUAUCAUCUCAUAGCGUUAUUCAUUUUGCCGUAUAUUCGAUUAUGAUGAGUCUGAUUUAAUUUCUCGAGGGGAUCGCGCACUUAGCUUAGUGAUAUGCGCGUUUGGCUCUAGUCCAUUCAAUCCAAGUCGAGGUGAGUACGACCCUGACAAGCAGAUGGUGCGAUUAGGUAAAUGGCGCCACAUUUUAAGACAAGGUCAACGAGUUGGAAUCCGGAGCUUCCUUCGACCGGAUAACCCGAGGUCAGCGGCAAACGAUACCGACAAGGCGGAAGCCGACGAUGAAGCCGACGAUGAAGUUAGCGAAGCGAUAGCUUAUCGCCGCGA
Ilyonectria robusta is the source of this 1802-nucleotide messenger RNA. Its product is annotated as isoprenoid synthase domain-containing protein. NCBI's taxonomy places the organism in Eukaryota, Fungi, Ascomycota, Sordariomycetes, Hypocreales, Nectriaceae. Bases 134 to 1372 code for a protein of 412 amino acids. The record is from RefSeq and is a predicted model, not a curated record. The transcript has a single exon.